GCUGCAGCACGGAUGAACCCGUUUUGCUUCACGACGUUGGCGGUUCUGUCGGCGGUCUCGCAGCUUGCUAAUGGCUGGUGGGACAAUGGCCACAUGCUCGUCAGCGAGAUCGCGACACAGACCAUGGCCCCAGCUGAUGUAACAACGGUGAACACUCUCUUGGCCAUGUACGACGCAGACUUCCCCAACACGGGCUCCAUCACGACGGCCGCGAUCUGGGGUGACUUGAUCAAGUGUAACUCGGUCGUGAGCACGUUUUGCCCGUCGACCAAGACGCCCGCGCUCAAUAUGAUGGACGAGUGGCACUAUGUGAACCUGCCGCUCAAUGUGAACGGCACCGACUACAAGAACCUCAACUCGACGACCGGCGAUGCGCUGGUGAAACAAGCGUUUGGUGGCCAGGCCCUCGACUUUCUGAACAAGGCGCUCACGAUGUUUAGCAAGACCAAGUCGGCGCACUCGGCGAACUGGGCCCUCCGCAUGGUCUUGCACGUGUUCGGCGACAUUUCGAAUCCCAUGCACAACGUGGGCGGCGUCAACAGCGUGUUCCCUGCCGGCGACCUCGGCGGCAACAAAUUCCUCUUCAAGGCUCCCUGCGUCGGCACGAACCUGCACGCGAUCUGGGACAGCGUCGGCGGCAAGUAUGGCACGGUCAACUGGAGCCCUACGUUUACCCCCGGCACCGCCGACUACACGGCGCUCCAGACGAACGCGACCGCCCUGCUCACCAAGUACGCGGCUGUCCAGGAUAAGCUCGCCUUUGCAUCCGUCAAGGACGUUGACUAUGCCAAGUUCGUGUCGGCCAUGAGCGCCAAGCCCGCGAUGAAGAUCCAGGCUACGAUUCUUGAGUCGUAUGACGUCGCCCGCCACGUCGCGUACAAAAACAUCGACUUGAACUGCACGCUGGACGACAAGGGCAUGUGCGUCAAUCCGUGCCCGUCCUCCGACUACGUUAACGCCUUGAUCGACACGGCGGAAGCUUCCAUCACGAUCCAAGGCAAGCGCAUGAGCGUCAUCUUGACCCAAUUUGCCAAGCAAAUUCGCGCACUGAACUUGCUCUCCCCCAUCGUGCCGACAACGACAACGGUAUCCCCAACUUCUGGCCCGACGACGUCGACCGUCGCCCCCACACCUGCUCCUACGAGCGCUCCGACUCCAGCCCCCACGAACACCACGACUACACCUGCCCCCACCACCACUCACGCCGCCUGCUAGGCUCCAUGUCGUAUACGAUCAUUCAUCAUCAUGCUCCAUCCAGUUAUGCUCUUGACAAUCACGCACUAGAAGGUGAUUUCACUGGCUAAAAUCAUUUCAACAUUGUCAAUACACUCACUCUGAUUGGAUAAAA
Messenger RNA from Aphanomyces invadans, 1348 nucleotides. RefSeq lists its product as hypothetical. NCBI's taxonomy places the organism in Eukaryota, Oomycota, Saprolegniomycetes, Saprolegniales, Verrucalvaceae. The record is from RefSeq and is a predicted model, not a curated record. Gene Ontology annotation, biological process: DNA catabolic process. Gene Ontology annotation, molecular function: endonuclease activity; nucleic acid binding. The transcript has a single exon. Bases 13 to 1215 code for a protein of 400 amino acids.